UUAGUAUUACUACUUUAAGACAAAGUUGUUUUCUUUUUUAUUGCUUUUUGUUUGUGUCUGUGUCCGCACUUGAAGGUACACACUUGUGGAAGUCAGAGGACACCGCUGAGAACUGUUGUCACCUCCCUCCUGUUGGAGCAGGGUCUCCUGAUUCUGCUGCUGUGCUGUGUACUCGAGGCUGGCCGCCCUGCAAGCCUCCAGUCAGUUCUGUCCCUGUCUCCUACCUCAGUGCAGGAGUGCCGGGAUUACAGGCGCUCGUCUCUGCAUCCAGCCUCCGUGGGUUCUUUCCUGAGGAGUGCUCUCACCGCUGAGCCAUCUUCCUGGCCCGUUAGGAUUCUUUUUGUGGCGAGGAACCAAACUUCGGAGUUUUGCUAGGCAAGAAAGAAAAAGAGAUGUCUGCUUGAUGGUAAAUGUUUCUAUGAAGGCAAAUCUGAAUAAGAUGAGAGACCUGUCCCAUGUCUGGGAUGAAGGGUCUGAAGGAAGGAAGGAUUGCAAUGAUGAUCUUGGCCAGUCAGACAGAAAGACAUCUGCUGAGUAGAAGCGGUAGGCUUAGUGAUGCAGAAGGUGGGACCAGUUCUCAGAGCCAUUCAUUGAGAAGUCCAGGAGAUUUUAAAGCCUAAGUUAGACCACAAAGAGAACUUUCUCUUUGAGGCAAGAAGAUCUCAGCGUUUGCAAGGGUUUACAGGAUGCUUACAGGAUGCUCCGUCAGACCUCAUCACAGGCUUCCCAGAAAUCUAAAGCUCUUCAGAUCAGCCCAGGAGCUUGUCGCUGACCUCUGCUGAGCUUGUCUGACCUCCUCCUGGCUUCUCCCCUGCAGGUGCUUGGCUACAGCAAGCCAUGCUCUGAGCCAUGCCCAGGCCGGGACAGCCCCGCCCAUCAUCUGGGCCUCCACGCUUGGGGCCUUGGGAGCGGCCAGCAGAGCUAUGCCUGGAAACGAAUGAUGAGCGCUCCCAGCCCCCACCAGGCCGCCGCACCCGCAGGCCAGACCCCAAGGACCCUGGCCAUCAUGGGCCUGAGAGUAUCACCUUCAUUUCAGUUUCUGUGGAACCAGCCACCGAGCCCCCAACCUGCUGUCUCCUCUGGCGCCCCUGGGGGUGGGACUGGUGCAGGGCUGCCUUCUGCUUCCGACGCUGCAGGGAUUGCCUACAGCGCUGUGGGGCUUGUGUGCGGGGCUGCAGCCCCUGCUUAUCUGCUGGGGACGCCACCGCAGGGUCUCCCGAAGCUGCCUGGGCCAAGGAGCACAAUGGUGUGCCGCCCAGCCCGGACCGUGCGCCCCCCAGCCGCCGGGAUGGCCAGCGGCUCAAGUCCAGCAUGGGCAGUAGCUUCAGCUAUCCUGACGUUAAGCUCAAGGGCAUCCCGGUCUACCCCUACCGCCAUGCCACCUCCCCAGUCCCUGACGCGGACUCCUGCUGCAAGGAGCCCCUGGCAGAGCCUCCUCCCACACGGCACAGCCUGCCUAGCACCCUCACCAGCAGCCCCCGCGGCUCUGAGGAGUACUACUCCUUCCAUGAAUCGGACCUGGACCUGCCCGAGAUGGGCAGUGGCUCCAUGUCGAGCCGGGAGAUUGACGUGCUUAUUUUCAAGAAGCUGACAGAGCUGUUCAGCGUACACCAGAUUGACGAGCUGGCCAAGUGCACGUCGGACACCGUGUUCCUGGAGAAGACCAGCAAGAUCUCAGAUCUGAUCAGCAGCAUCACACAGGACUAUCACCUGGAUGAACAAGACGCCGAAGGCCGCCUGGUGCGCGGCAUCAUCCGCAUCAGUACCCGCAAAAGCCGCUCCCGCCCACAGACCUCCGAGGGGCGCUCAGCCCGCUCUACCGCCCCUGCUGCUGCCCCCGACAGUGGCCAUGAGACCAUGGUGGGCUCUGGCCUCAGCCAGGACGAACUGACAGUGCAGAUCUCCCAGGAGACAACCGCAGACGCCAUGGCCAGGAAGCUGAGGCCAUAUGGAGCCCCAGGGUACCCAGCCAGCCAAGACUCCUCCUUCCAGGGCACGGACACAGACUCUUCAGGGGCACCCCUGCUGCAGGUGUACUGCUAGCCCCACUGGCCCAGCCGUCCCGGCCCCUCUUGGAAGAAGCACAGCCAGAGGAGGAGAGGAGCCAGGACCUCUGUGUGGAGGCCAGAUCCUGAGCCCAGACGCCGUGACCUCUCUGGCUUCUGCUUUCAUUGAAUGAUCUUAGACCAUGUACAUUCCACAGGGCCACGGUGCCCAUGUCCUCUGCCUCUCCAGCUGCACUGACCGGUGCCCAGGCCUGUCUGUUCCUGUGGCCUGAAAACAAAGCCUUGGGAAGUAGCUUCCCAGUUCCAUUCCCAUGUCACCCUAAGCAAUUACGGAAACUAAGUAGGUUGGGUUGGGGAGAGCGUGGCCUCUAUUGAUUCCGUGGGCAGUGCCCACUUGUUAUAUUGCUGAGCAGUUUGUAUUGGUUCUUGGCUAUUCUAUGUUCUUAACAUGACCAUAGUUACAAGUACA
Molecule: messenger RNA, 2475 nt
Organism: Psammomys obesus (fat sand rat)
Lineage: Eukaryota; Metazoa; Chordata; Mammalia; Rodentia; Muridae
Gene: Kdf1
Product: keratinocyte differentiation factor 1
Exons: 5
Coding region: 850-2043 (397 amino acids)
Biological process (GO): regulation of epidermal cell division; keratinocyte development
Cellular component (GO): cell junction
Source: RefSeq, a predicted model, not a curated record